AUGCAAACCCAUUCCGCGAAUUCAAUACAAAAAACCCACAAACCCAAUCUGCCACUUGUCAAGCCCCAUGAGAGGAACACUAGGUUUGUUGAUGCUGUUAUGACCAUUCCCAAAGGAACUCUGUUUCCCAUGUGCGGUAUGAAUCUGGCAUUCAACCGGGAACUGAUUGGACCUGCAAUGUACUUUGGACUUAUGGGCGAUGGUCAGCCUAUUGGACGUUAUGACGAUAUGUGGGCUGGCUGGUGCAUAAAGGUUAUUUGUGACCACUUGGGAUAUGGAGUGAAAACUGGACUGCCAUACAUAUGGCACAGCAAAAAAUGCUACAUUGAACUCUCCAAGCAAGUCAAGGAGAAACUUGGAACUAUUGAUCCCUAUUUCGUCAAACUUGCUGACGCCAUGGUCACUUGGGUUGAAGCUUGGGAUGAGAUUAAUAACACCGUCUCUGAAGAGACAACUUCAACCAAAGCUUCUGAGCUUGCUGCUACCAAGUGA
Molecule: messenger RNA, 492 nt
Organism: Vicia faba (fava bean)
Lineage: Eukaryota; Viridiplantae; Streptophyta; Magnoliopsida; Fabales; Fabaceae
Source: the annotation of a GenBank genome assembly